Limulus polyphemus (Atlantic horseshoe crab) is the source of this 859-nucleotide messenger RNA. Its product is annotated as alpha-2-macroglobulin-like. Lineage: Eukaryota; Metazoa; Arthropoda; Merostomata; Xiphosura; Limulidae. The transcript is spliced from 7 exons. The record is from RefSeq and is a predicted model, not a curated record. Bases 8 to 859 code for a protein of 283 amino acids.
AAUUAAAAUGAAUGCUACUGAUUCAAUCUAUCGAACAUCCAAUCCAUUCAGUAUUAUGUAUCUUGAACCAACAAGUGGAAAAGGCUACUUGAAACCUGGUCUUCCUUUUUAUGGAAAGCUAAAAGUUGAAAAACCUGAUGGAACUCCAGCACCAGGUGAACAAAUUGAACUCUGCAGGUUUGCUGAUAGAGAAAGGUGGAACAGGAAACGUUGGCUGGAAGAAAAAAUAAGAGCAUGUAAAGAAUUCACUAGUGAUGAAGCAGGAAUAAUUAAAUUUACUGUUCCUCCUCAAACUCCUGACAUCACAUCAUUAAGGUUCAAGGUUAAAGCAUUAAGAUACGAAAAAAAGAAGGGAAAAGACAGUGAUAACAAACUAAACCAGCCUCAAUAUUCCUUCACCGUGGCAUCGUGGUAUUCUCCUUCUGGAAGCCAUCUUCAACUGGAACCUAUUACAGAGGAAAUUGAAUGUGGAAAACCUCUUACUGUUAAAUUUAAAUACACAACAGGAGAAGAGAAGAAGCAAAAAUUCUACUAUGAGAUCAUGGCAAGGAAUUUCAUUGUUGAUACAGGUUCUUUUGAACAUGAGUUUCUUUUAUCAGAAGAUAAGUUCAUUUGGUGGAUUCAGGGAGAGAGCAGUAACAUCAAUGGGCAAGUUGGUCUUAAAUUUCAAGAAGAGAAAGUACUUCCUGGUGCUUCGUCUACACUAAAGCUAACAGCAAGUCCUCAUUCUAUCUGUGGAAUUGGAGCUGUUGACAAAAGCGUCCACAUAUUAAGUUCAGAUAAUCGUAUAACUGAAGAGGAGCUGAAGGUGAACAUGGGGGAUCCUUUUCAUCAGGUUUUACUUCAACUAAUUAUUUAG